AUGGCGAUGGAACUACAAAGGCCUCGUGCCCUAGCUGUAGGACAAUAUUCAUUGGCAAUUUCUCCACCGUAUGUGAUAAAUUACGGUUCUCCUGUCUUCGUGUGGCUUACAUUUUCUACCUGGAAUCAAAACCUUCCGCCCUUGGGAACCGGUAUUCGACCGAUUUUCCUUGAUUUCUCGUCCGAAAUCUGCGAUCCUGAAAAGGCCCAGCUAGAGAAAGCCCUUGGCGAGCUACGAUCAGAGUGCGAAAGAAGAAAGACCGAAGCGCUCAGAACUCAGGCAGCUCUACACGGAAUAAAAGCUCAGGUAGCUAGUGCCCAAACUUGGGAAGCGGUCCACAAGCGGGCCACUACCAAAAUUAUCAAGAUGACGAACUGCAUGCCUGAACUUAGGGCGACCAACGAGAGUCUACAAGAAGCCAACCGAGACUUAACGAUAGCUCUCGAACUAUCGAAGUCUGAAUCUAUAUCACUAAAGAGUAAGCUCGGAACUGCGGAGCAACAAAUUACCACGUUUGACGAGGAGAGACGGGAUUUCCAAAACAAGGUCGAGGAAUUGGAGCGACAGCUAUCCGCCCUUCACAAGGACUGCCAAAUUGCCUGCGACCAAAGCGAGCUCUCGCAGGACAGAACCUUACGAUGCGAUGGGAAGUUGAGGGUAACCGAAGCGCUGGUAGCGACGUUACAAGCAACAAAAAGCAGCGUGUUCUACUAUCUCUAACCGUACGUGCGAUCAUUGAUUACUUGCAUCAAUUGAUGAAAAAGAAGGACUUUUCGUUACUCGAGAUGCUUCUCCCCACCGAGAGAAGUCCCGCUCACCAUGGUAUAGUGAACAGCUCGAACCAAUGUCGAUCGCAGGUCAAGAAGUCGAAGUGAUCUCCGAGAGUCGUCCCCUCU
This is a messenger RNA of Desarmillaria tabescens, 896 nucleotides long. RefSeq lists its product as uncharacterized. The transcript is spliced from 2 exons. Lineage: Eukaryota; Fungi; Basidiomycota; Agaricomycetes; Agaricales; Physalacriaceae. The record is from RefSeq and is a predicted model, not a curated record. The coding region runs from base 1 to 720 and encodes 239 amino acids.